GGCGGAUUGAGCAACACUUAGGGAGGCAGGACCUUGGGUCCACAACAGCAUUGCUAAAGCAGCAGAUAUCACACAGACCCACGGAACCCUUGUCCUUCCACAAUGAGGCUCUACCCUCUGGUCUUGCUUUCUCUUGCUGCUUACACAGUUUGGGGGUACCCCUCCUCACCACCUGUGGUGAACACUGUUAAUGGCAAAGUCCUGGGGAAGUAUGUCAAUUUAGAAGGAUUUGCACAGCCUGUGGCUGUUUUCCUGGGAGUCCCCUUUGCCAAACCUCCUCUUGGCUCCUUGAGGUUUGCACCACCACAGCCUGCAGAUCCCUGGAGCUUCGUGAAGAACACCACCUCCUAUCCUCCUAUGUGCUCCCAGGAUGCAGUUGGAGGACAGGUGCUCUCAGAGCUCUUCACCAACAGAAAGGAGAACAUUCCUCUACAGUUUUCUGAAGACUGUCUUUACCUGAAUAUUUACACUCCUGCUGACUUGACAAAGAAUAGCCGGCUGCCGGUGAUGGUGUGGAUCCAUGGAGGUGGGCUGGUGGUGGGCGGAGCAUCCACCUACGAUGGACUGGCCCUCUCUGCCCAUGAAAAUGUGGUGGUGGUGACCAUUCAGUAUCGUCUUGGCAUCUGGGGAUUCUUCAGCACGGGGGAUGAACACAGCCGGGGGAACUGGGGUCACUUGGACCAGGUGGCUGCACUUCGCUGGGUCCGAGACAACAUUGCCAACUUUGGGGGCAACCCAGGCUCUGUGACCAUCUUUGGAGAGUCAGCAGGAGGUUUCAGUGUCUCUGUUCUUGUGUUGUCUCCUCUGGCCAGGAACCUCUUCCACAGGGCCAUUUCAGAGAGUGGCGUGUCUCUCACUAAUGCUCUGGUCACAAAAGAUGCCAAGCCCAUUGCUGAGCUGGUUUCUACUCUUUCUGGGUGUAAAACCACCACAUCAGCUGUUAUGGUCCAUUGCCUACGCCAGAAAACAGAGGAUGAGCUCUUGGAAACCUCACUAAAACUGAAUCUUUUUAAACUGGACUUGCUUGGAAACCCAAAAGAGGCCUAUCCUUUCCUGCCUGCCGUGAUUGAUGGGGUGGUGUUGCCAAAGGCACCUGAAGAGAUCCUGGCUGAGAAGAGCUUCAACACGGUCCCCUACAUCGUGGGCAUCAACAAGCAAGAGUUUGGCUGGAUCAUUCCAACGCUCAUGGGCUAUCCACUCUCUGAAGACAAACUGGACCAGAAGACAGCCAAUUCUCUUUUGUGGAAGUCCUACCCAAUCCUUAAAAUCUCUGAGGAUCUGAUUCCAAAGGCCACUGAGAAGUAUUUAGGAGUGACAGAUGACCCUGCCAAAAAGAAAGAGCUGUUCCUGGACUUGAUUGCAGAUGUGAUAUUUGGUGUCCCAUCAGUGAUGGUGUCUCGUGGUCACAGAGAUGCUGGGGCUGCCACCUACAUGUAUGAGUUUGAGUAUCGCCCAAGCUUUGUAUCAGUCAUGAGAUCCAAGGCAGUGAUAGGAGACCAUGGCGAUGAAAUCUUCUCAGUGUUUGGAUCUCCGUUUUUAAAAGAUGGUGCCACAGAAGAGGAGAUCAAACUCAGCAAGACGGUGAUGAAAUUCUGGGCCAACUUUGCUCGGAAUGGGAACCCUAAUGGAGGAGGGCUGCCCCACUGGCCAGAGUAUGACCAGAAGGAAGGGUACCUGAAGAUUGGUGCUUCAAUCCAGGCGUCCCAGAGGCUGAAAGACAAGGAAGUGGCGUUUUGGGCUGAACUCAGGGCCAAGGAGGCAGCAGAGAGACCAACCCACAGAGAGCAUGCUGAGCUCUGACCAGCAGAACCAGCCAUGGAGGAGAGCCUGGGGGGGAGGGGUAUUUCACAGAAGAUCUCGUAGAAACACAAGAGUUCUUAUCUUUGAAGCUAUAGCAUUAUAUGGUGUAUUGUACAAAUGCAUUAAGGGGGAAAUAUUUAUCCUCAUUCCUUUAACUUGUAAAAUUAAACAUUAUUUUGGAAAUCAAAGUUAGGUCAGUGUCUGUCUUGGGUAGGUUUUAGUUGUUGUUGGGGAUUUUUUCCUUGUUUCUUUGUUUGCUUUGUGUGUGUACACGUGUGCAUGCCUGUGUGUGUGCUUGACACAAAUUAGAGUUAAUGGGAGGCUUGAUGAAAUGCCUCCAUCAGAUUGCCUGUAAGCAGUUCUGUAGGACAUUUUCUUGAUUAAUGACUAAUGUAAGAGGGCCCAACCCACUGUAGGUGGUACUACCCCUGGCCUGGGGGUCCUGGCUUAUAUAAAAGAGCAACCGAUGGGGAGCAAGUCAGGAAGCAGCAUUCCUCCCUGGUCUCUGAUUCAGUUCCUGCUUUCAGGUUCCUACCAUAAGAUAUUGCCUUGUCUUUCCUCAGUGAACUGUGACUCAGAUACAUAAGCCAAAUAAAGCUCUUCCUUUUCAAAUUA
This is a messenger RNA of Meriones unguiculatus (Mongolian gerbil), 2415 nucleotides long. RefSeq names its product carboxylesterase 1D. Gene Ontology annotation, molecular function: carboxylic ester hydrolase activity. NCBI's taxonomy places the organism in Eukaryota, Metazoa, Chordata, Mammalia, Rodentia, Muridae. Gene Ontology annotation, biological process: lipid catabolic process. Gene Ontology annotation, cellular component: lipid droplet; endoplasmic reticulum. Bases 103 to 1800 code for a protein of 565 amino acids. The record is from RefSeq and is a predicted model, not a curated record. The transcript is spliced from 14 exons.